AUGGCGAGUGUUCCUAUCGGAAUAAAAACUCACGCUCAAAAAGUUUGUAGCCUUUAUAAAAGGGCUUUGCGAAACUUAGAAGCGUUUUAUGAUAGACGCCAUGUUUACCGUUACCAAGCAGUCCUGCUUCGAGAGCGUUUUGACAAGAACGCAAAAGUUACAGACUCCCGCACAGCUGCUCAACUGCUUAAGGAUGGAGAAGAAGAACUUUUCCUCAACCAGCAUCCCAUUCCAAGGAAGUUUCCCACCAGUCUUGGAGGUGUAGCGCAUGAGCGUGUGGUUACUCCCCCUGACUGGGUUCUUGACUACUGGCAUCCUCUUGAAAAGGCCCAAUACCCAGAGUACUUCAAACGCAGAGAGGAAAGGAAAAAGGAAUUCAUUGCUAUGUGGGAAAAGGAAUAUGGCAAGCCUGAUGAGAAAGACAAACACCAU
Messenger RNA from Brenthis ino (lesser marbled fritillary), 432 nucleotides. NCBI's taxonomy places the organism in Eukaryota, Metazoa, Arthropoda, Insecta, Lepidoptera, Nymphalidae. The record is from the annotation of a GenBank genome assembly.